AUCUCGAGAUGGUGCGAUGAACCAAAAACACUUGAUCCACGCUCCGUGCUCUCCUGAGGAUAUCGACAGCGAUGUCAGCAACAAUGCGACGGACGUUGCUGUCCAGUGCUGCACGAUUACAGAUCAGAACACCUGUCUACACUUCACUGAAGUCUCGGCCAUUAUUCAGGAUCACCGUGCGAUAUUCCUCGACCGGGUCUUCAGAUGAGUGCUUCAAGAUCAACCCCGACUCCAUCACAAUCUUCGACAAAUCCUACCCCUCUGACACCUGGACCAACGUACCCCCCCAAAUCCUCUCCGCCCUCCCCCGGAAACUCCACCUCCAACCCUCCCACCCCAUCGGAAUCCUCCGUACAAUUGUGGAAUC
Messenger RNA from Saitoella complicata NRRL Y-17804, 367 nucleotides. RefSeq lists its product as uncharacterized. NCBI's taxonomy places the organism in Eukaryota, Fungi, Ascomycota, Saitoellomycetes, Saitoellales, Saitoellaceae. The annotation marks the transcript as partial. The record is from RefSeq and is a predicted model, not a curated record. The transcript is spliced from 2 exons.